This is a messenger RNA of Symbiodinium sp. CCMP2592, 1365 nucleotides long. Lineage: Eukaryota; Dinophyceae; Suessiales; Symbiodiniaceae. The record is from the annotation of a GenBank genome assembly.
AUGACAGUAAGAGGUACGCUUUGUCUUGUGCUCGGGGGUAGAAACUUGGGCAAGACGUUGCUCAAGGAAGCAGCUAUUGCCAGAUGCAAAGCAAAUGUGAACAUGGUGUCGGUCGACAUGCGGGAUGCAGACAUGCUGGGCAAGGAUCUGAUGACGGCACUCGACUUGCAACAGCAGAAAUCCCUUGGGUGGGCACGUCUCUCGGUGGAGAUAUUGCGCGCAGUCAUCCAAUUCCCUGUCGACUACGCCCUGAAGAGAAUCAAUGGAUUUAGUGGAGCUGGAGUGGCAGCUAAGGAAGUGUUGGAUGCCGCAGUAUCACGUCAUCAAAUUCGCAUCGACAACUUUAUCUCCCGGAGCAAGAAGGUCCCGUGCAUCAUCGUCGAUGAAGCAAACCUUGCAAUACCUGGAAUAGUGGCUGAAGAUGGACGCGCUCUAGCUGGAUCAGCUCUACAAGCCAUCACGAAGUGGACCAAGCAGACACCUCGAGCAAGUGUGACCAUGAUAUCUUCGGAGUUUAGCUAUCCGUUUCGGCUGUUAGCAAACGGCUUAGCCUUGAGCAGCAUUCAACAAUUGCUUGUCAUUGGCGAAGUGCCACAGUCCGACAUGAAGAAGAUGCUGAAGGAUGAUUGGGGCAUGGACGAAGAUUUGUCAAAGAUGUUCUACGACAUCUUCGGCGGCGACAUUUACACCACCAAGCAGGCUUUAGACAGCCUCAUUCGGAAGAAAAAUGCUUUCGACCCCUUUGCCGUUCUGCUAUGCCCCGGGCUGCCUUCCUGUGUGAAAAAUGCAGCGGCGAGGGCUCACCUGGCGAACAUAGACACACAAGGCUUCUCUUUGGUGGAGGAUGUGGAAACAGACGAAGGUGCAAAAAUGAUUGCGGAGAAGAACCUGGGCGGGGUCAUUAGCCGAAGCUCCAUGACCUUCGGAUUGCCCGACAUCUUCAACGGCACGGACAAGAAAUGGGCUGUCAUUCCAUCGACUUACCACAUGAAGCUGCUUAUUCACCGCGGGCUCCAACAAAUUCCUUUGCCAAAAUCAGGCCCAUCUGCCGGAUCUGCAGGCAGUGCCGCCCCAGCGCAACCGACAGUCAUUUGGGCCUGUCAAUUUCGCAAGGACGGGUCUACGAUUGAGGUCGCCGGCAAUGUAUUUCAAGUCAAAGGAGCUUUUUCAAACGUGGAUGACCUGAAGAAGGCUAUCAAGAACGAGAACCCAAAGACCGUGACGUGCGAUGCGUUCCAACUGGAUAUAUACAGCCAGAAGGACAGGAAGUGGGUGAAGGAAGACGAAGCCAAUGAACUCAAUCGCGGCACAUCCAAGGAAGAUUGCUACGGGUUCAUGCUGCCACAAAAGACGGACGAUGCAUAG